AUAUCACCAAAAACCCCUUUUCUUCCUAUACCGCUUCUCUCGCUCCCAAAUCUCUCUCUCUCCGAAUCCUUCUUAAGAUCUCCUUUCGAAUCCAAAAAUCCUAGAAUCUCCUGUUUUCCCCGCGAUCUUCUGUAGCGAUCUUUUCGGGUUUUUCGGUUCUUUCACUCCAUCUAGAGAUGAAACCGAGGGUUUGCGAGCUCUGUAAUGGAGAAGUUUCGCUGUAUUGCUCCUCUGAUUCGGCCUUUCUGUGUUGGGAUUGCGAUGCUAGGGUUCACGAAGCCAACUUCCUGGUAGCUCGACAUGUUCGCCGGACUGUUUGUUCCAAAUGCAAAGAUUUCGAUGGAAAUCACAUCUCCGGUGUCGGAUUUCGACCCGUAAGUUCGAUUUGCCAGUUAUGCACUUCGGUGUCGUUGAACGAUGAUUGUGAUUCAGAUUCUUCGACAUCAUUUGCUUCGUCUGCUUGUCUCUCCAGUGCGGAAUCUUUUGCUUCUCAAGCACCGAAGAAGAAGAUCCGUUUCGAUCGAACUCGACCUGUGAAGAUCGUGUGUUUGGAUUCGGUUUCGGAAGUUUCAGGUGAUGAUUCAUGUUUGCCGGUGAAGUUUUCCGUUGAGGGUUUGUUGAAGAAGUCGAAGAAUGUUAAAGCCCUAAAGUCACGAGCUCCGACGAACGUCGAUGUAAAGGCGGAGGGUAUCUUGGUAAAUUGGUGCAUGAAACUGGGGCUAAAGAUAAGCUUUUAUGUGCCGCUCGUCACCCAAGCUUUCGGUAUGUGCUUGACAAAAUUGAUGGUUUUGCCCUUCCGGGUUUCUCUGGCUUCCGCCCUUUGGUUCUCUUGGAAGUUUUGUGAAGGGACGCCAGCGUCUACGUGUCAGAAUCUCAAGAGGCUAGAGCAGAUCUCGGGUGUGCCAGCUAAAUUGAUCUUAUUUGCCGAGUCGAAGCUCGCUCGUGUUCUGAAGAUUAAGGAGACUCAGCUUGAUCAGGAAGAAGGUUGGGCCGAGUGCUCCAAUUGAGUUUU
This is a messenger RNA of Telopea speciosissima, 1012 nucleotides long. RefSeq names its product B-box zinc finger protein 32-like. Bases 177 to 1007 code for a protein of 276 amino acids. NCBI's taxonomy places the organism in Eukaryota, Viridiplantae, Streptophyta, Magnoliopsida, Proteales, Proteaceae. The transcript has a single exon. The record is from RefSeq and is a predicted model, not a curated record. Gene Ontology annotation, molecular function: zinc ion binding.